AGGAAGCUUAAGAGAUUGGCUUACGGUCCCAGUAUCAAAUGAAAACCCGGAAUGCUAUGACAUCCCCAAGUCGGAAACAUCUUUGUCCCGACGUAUGAACACCACAAUAGCUCUAGGUACUCUUCGAAACGAACCAGGGGUUACUGAUCUUUGUUGGCGCUUAGACCAGAGAUCUGAGAAACACCAGUCACAUCGUGUUCAAUGACAGUUCUGGUACAAGAAGCUGCAAAGCCUCGACUCAGCCUCAAUCCAUGCAUCUGCCUGUGCCCUUGCCUGUGUCUGUUUGCGGUGCCUCGAAGGAAUGAGUAAAGCGCCAGUAUCUUAAUAAACAUGCCAUUCUUACUCGACGAUAUUAACCUGAUCUUUAGCUUAUUUCGUUGAUCCCGUCUCGUUCUCGAUUGGGUUGUUUGCUUUCGCGAAUCGCUGUGUAGAUCCUUGUGAACGGACCCUUCCGCCUCCUGUCAUCAAUAUACUGAUUACAACCCUGCAAACCUCUCUUCAGUACAGAUUACCAUUACAGUUAGCGAAAAUGGGCAUACGCGAUAUCCUCAAGAAAAAGGACGACCUCUCGACAGGCCAACCGCCUGAGAAAGGCACCAUCGAUCAUCUGGCAGCCCCCGAAUUUACCAUCAUCCGCUCAGACACCUCAACCCAAGAGCGCAUCUACCCGCCGUCCAUGAAGUCCGUCGACAAUCUACAUCUCGCAGUCCAAGAACCCAAAGAAAAAGACAAGCCCCGACGAUCCCUCGAUGUCUUCCGCUCCGGUCGAUCACGCUCUGCCUCAGAGUCGAGCCAGACAAAGAAAGAGAGCGGCGCCCGUCGUCUGUCUCAGCGACUGCACCUGAGCCGGGCACCUCCCUCGUCCGAGAACGUCCCCGAGAACCUGCCCGACAUUGUUACAUCAGAUGAGGCGCAGUGGGAGAAGCGCGCGACUAUGCUGGCGGGUCAGAAUAACCGCGCCAGGAGCAACAGCAGGCCAGGCACGCCCUCGGACAGCAGUAGAGGCGAAGAGCGUGCGGUUUCGUCGCAGCAGAUUGAUCAGGAUAUUCAAGAAGCCAUUCGCCUGCACGAAGAAGGGAAACUGGAGUUGUCGACGCGCAUAUUUGGGCGGCUGGCUGAUCCUCAAGGUGCCAACAACCCGCUCAGCCAAGUGUUGUACGGCCUUGCUUUAAGACACGGAUGGGGUUGCGCUCCAGAUCCAGAGGGUGCCGUCAAGUAUCUUUCAGCUGCAGCAUCCAAUUCUGCGUCGAUUGAGCAGAUGGCUCUCCAGGCGGGCAUGAAGAAGGGUGGAGCUGCAAAGGGAGAGCUUGUUCUCGCCAUUUUCGAGCUGGCGAACUGCUUCAGGCAUGGUUGGGGCAUCGAAAAGGAUGCCUACGCCGCCAAGCAGUAUUAUGAGACUGCGGCGAAUCUAGGAGAUACUGAUGCCAUGAACGAGAUUGCCUGGUGCUACGUCGAAGGCUUCGGGUGUAAGAAAGACAAGGUAUGUUACACCAGAAGCCAUCUACUCAUGACUGCCUGCCUGGUCGGUUCAAGAGCAACCUGUACCAUGAGUUGUAUCGAAGCCAUGGCUGCAGAGAUGUUCUCGGUGAGCCUAGGUCACUUGAUUCGUCGAGAUACUGGCUCCCAACUCACUGCCCAACUCAUUCUGUCAGAAUCUUCAAUCGACUCUAACCGUUUCUAUACGUUUAAUGAUGCUUGAUUCAUCGCAUGAGGCUGAUAUCCUGUACAGUUCGCGGCAGCUCGGUAUUAUCGACUGGCUGAGAAGGCCGGUAAUAAGACACUAGGGAACUCUUGGUAAGUCCACAGGCCAGAACCUCCGUCUGCACAUCGUCUUCCAGCGUUAUUGUGGCGGUCUGUAUUUCGAUAGGCUCCGUCGACUCCGCCUUGCUCGGGAGCCACAGGACCUGGUGCCACGGAGGGCGUUCUAUCGAUUGGUCUUGAUCCCCCAUCAUGCAUCAUACGAUUCGACGGACAACCGCUGAUUCAAACAUCGUGCAUUAGGAUCUGGAAGGAAAAGUACGACCCUCCGGGCGACGGCAACCGCAAGUAGCGCAACUGUAGCUAUGUGCCACUGUGACUGAGAGGUGUAUCUCCACGACAUAUAUGCCGUAUAAGUCAAUCAAGAGGAGAAGGAGGAGGAGGAGUUGAUGGGACAGUCGACCACAUAGUUUUGAUUCGCUCCUUGGGUGACCAGCCAAUUUUUAUCCCGUAUUGAUGCAACUGAUUUAGGGGUGUCUUGCUCACAUCAACAUAUAUGUAUACUUGCCAGAUGCGGUUGGGUGGAUAAGACUGUGGAGGUUUGUGUGUGCUUGUGUCUCGAUAUCUUACUAUUCUUAAGUAUAUAGAUAGAGUACAGGGUGUUUCCACCUUGUGUCUUGUUGUACAUAUCGCAACACAUUAUCUGAGUGGUUCUCUACAUAUCAUUAGGGUUAAGACCAUUGGUGUAGCAGCCGUAUAUCGUCCCAUCGUCACCAUCUCGCGAUGGAUGUUCCCCCUUCUCUCACU
Molecule: messenger RNA, 2505 nt
Organism: Fusarium odoratissimum NRRL 54006
Lineage: Eukaryota; Fungi; Ascomycota; Sordariomycetes; Hypocreales; Nectriaceae
Exons: 4
Coding region: 530-1699 (389 amino acids)
Molecular function (GO): protein binding
Source: RefSeq, a predicted model, not a curated record